Myxocyprinus asiaticus (Chinese sucker) is the source of this 7069-nucleotide messenger RNA. RefSeq names its product potassium voltage-gated channel subfamily B member 2-like. Bases 449 to 2950 code for a protein of 833 amino acids. Gene Ontology annotation, molecular function: protein binding; delayed rectifier potassium channel activity. Gene Ontology annotation, cellular component: voltage-gated potassium channel complex; membrane. Gene Ontology annotation, biological process: potassium ion transmembrane transport; protein homooligomerization. The transcript has 3 exons. Lineage: Eukaryota; Metazoa; Chordata; Actinopteri; Cypriniformes; Catostomidae. The record is from RefSeq and is a predicted model, not a curated record.
CGCGGGGCGAGCAAUCCUGCUCAGUCGAUGCGCCGCGUGUUUCACUGAGCGCUAUGUGUGACGGUCCUUAUAUGUGCAGCAUUUGAAUUAUAACACAUUAUCAUGGCUUCCUGGCGAGAAUAAUCCAGUUUCAUUUAUACUACUCCUGUUUUUUUGUUUUUUUUUCUUUUUCUUUUUUUUCUGCUUAAUAUGCAUGAGUAGUUUGUGAGAUUUACAAAAUGAAGAGGAACGACCGCCCUUUUAACAUGGGUACUACUGACACCUCUCUCCCCUAAUCGGAUGGAGGGGGAAAUAAGGGGGUAAUUUACUUUUUUUUUUGGUUGUAGAGGUAAAUGAAGAGGAGGUGAACGGGGGAAGGUGCAACCAUGGAUGGACUUGUCUGAGUUGGAUUCACCAUAGUACUCCUCGCUGGCAUCUUAAGUAGCAUAACAUUUGAGUAGCAGCAGUCAUGGCUGAGAGGGCAAACUUUGGGGCUCAGAGGGUCUCACGGCCACAGGGCUCACUCCCGCCAGAACCCAUCGACAUUAUCCGGACAAAAGCAAGAUCCAGAAGAGUUCGGAUCAAUGUGGGUGGGUUGGUCCAUGAGGUGCUAUGGAGAACCCUGGACCGACUGCCUCGAACCCGUCUGGGGAAACUCAGAGACUGUAACACCCACGAAACCUUAAUGGAGAUCUGUGAUGACUACAGUCUAAAUGACAACGAAUAUUUCUUUGAUAGGCACCCGGGUGCCUUUUCAUCCAUUUUAAACUUUUACCGGACGGGCAAGCUACACAUGAUGGAAGAGAUGUGCGCUCUCUCUUUUGGUCAGGAGCUUGACUACUGGGGCAUUGAUGAGAUCUAUUUAGAGUCGUGCUGCCAGGCUCGGUACCAUCAGAAGAAGGAGCAGAUGAAUGAAGAACUGAGGAGAGAGGCUGAAACUCUCAGGGAGAAGGAAGGAGAUCAGGUGGACACAGGCUGCUGUCCAGACAAAAGACAGAAGCUCUGGGAUUUGCUGGAGAAACCAAGUUCUUCUGUGGCAGCCAAGAUUCUGGCUAUAAUAUCCAUCCUGUUUAUCAUUCUCUCAACAAUAGCAUUGUCACUAAAUACUCUGCCUGAGUUACAAGUGAUUGAUGAAUUCGGACAAUCUAAUGACAAUCCAAACCUGGCCCAUGUUGAAGCUGUUUGUAUCGCCUGGUUCACUAUGGAAUAUCUCCUCCGUUUUUUGUCUUCUCCCAACAAGUGGAAGUUCUUCAAAGGACCUCUGAACGUCAUUGAUCUGUUGGCUAUACUCCCCUAUUAUGUCACAAUAUUCCUGACAGAAUCCAACAAGAGUGUCCUCCAGUUCCAGAAUGUCCGCAGGGUGGUACAAAUCUUCAGGAUUAUGAGAAUUCUUAGAAUUUUGAAACUUGCAAGACACUCUACAGGUCUUCAGUCUCUUGGGUUCACCCUCAGAAGAAGCUACAAUGAACUUGGACUGUUGAUACUGUUUUUAGCUAUGGGUAUCAUGAUCUUCUCCAGCCUGGUAUUCUUUGCUGAAAAAGACGAAGACGCUACAAAAUUCACCAGUAUUCCCGCUUCAUUCUGGUGGGCAACAAUAACCAUGACAACUGUGGGUUAUGGGGAUAUUUAUCCCCAAACCCUCCUCGGCAAAAUAGUGGGUGGUCUCUGUUGUAUUGCUGGUGUGUUAGUGAUUGCACUGCCUAUCCCUAUUAUUGUGAAUAACUUCUCUGAGUUCUACAAAGAACAAAAGAGACAAGAGAAAGCUAUCAAACGAAGAGAGGCGCUUGAGAGGGCCAAGAGGAAUGGCAGCAUUGUGUCAAUGAACCUGAAAGAUGCCUUCGCUCGCAAUAUGGAGCUAAUGGAUGUUGUAAUAGAAAAGGGUGAGGAGAAGGGCUCAGACAAUCAUCUUUCACCAAGCAGGUGGAACUAUCAAAAGAGCUCCAACUCUGACUUAAGUUCCAAAGCAUGUGAAGCAAAAUAUCAAGAAAUAGGCCAGUUGGGUUCUCCAGAUCGAGUCUUUGAACCUAGUUCAAGCCCUCAGCGGCUGAAUGCCAAAUCCCUCGAACAAAUGUACAACCAGAUGACAUCUCCAUCAGCCAUUAGCCGAAGUAGACCCUCAACCUCUAAAGGCUGCAGUGUCAGUAGAGAAGAAGAGGUGGAGAUGAAGGUAGUCCAGUGUGAACCUCGGCUAAAAGAAAGACCCAUUACUGAGAUCAGAAGUCUGUCUAGUGUUGACAGCUUCACUAGCUGCGCCACCGAUAUCAGUGAGGUUGAGAAAAUCGCACUACUGCCCAAUAUUUCAGGAAUACAGAGACAUCUACGUGCUCCUCCCCCACUUGACCUUAGCCAGAUUACCUCUCUGGACAAACGAGCACCUGAGAAAGUAAAGCACCCCACAAUCAUCAAAGAGGGCCUCUAUGAGUUUGUCCAGUGCAAGCCCGAGAGCAGCGCCACGCCGAAGGGUGAGGAGAAUCAAAGCUUCGAUCUCAGUGGUGAAAAUGUGAGGAGCUCUCCAAGAGAAAACAGCCAAGUAAAGAUCAAGGGAUUCAAAGUGAAUUUCACUGAAUCUGCAGACCAGGGGGCUACUAACUUGCAUUUUGUUGUGACAGAGGACACGGCAACACUGACACCAAAGCUACCAGCUUGUGAUCCAUUACUGCUGGCUGGUUCUCCUCGACAGAGUCCGAGGUCCCCAGGGAAAUGCUUUGAAGGGGAUGGAGCAACAAGCUCUCCAGAUUUCAGCCUGUCCUCUUCAGAAAGCCAAAGAGGGAGAAACCAUGUUGAUAGAGCAGCUGUUACUCCCACUUCCCCUAAAAGUGCACUAAACUGUGCUUCUGUUACGGUUGGUGCCAUUGGAGUGGAAGAAAGCAUUCAAAGUGGACAGAAGGUGGACAACCACCUCCUUUCUCCAGAUAUUCUCAAGUCAUCAGGGGAUGGAGGUCGGUCACCACCGUGUGAAACUAGCAUGUGAUGCACUAAGCAGCCUUGACAUAUAAAGAUUCACAGAAUGCAUGCAUCUAAGGAAGUAUGUUGACAGAAAGAGGCAUACUGAUGUAUGGAGGAUGUUCUAUUGUCUGUGUGACUCAACAUGUCUUCCACACUAUUAAUCAACGAUUAGACUGCAUAUCUGCAGCAAUGGACUUUCUGACUCUGAGAGAAAAGGUCUGCUCCCAAUUCAAGAGCUUUCUGACAUUCAUUCAGAGGGCGGACAUCAAUUAACAAAACAUACUCUUAAUAAAACAUUUUUAUUUUGUAACAGUAUGACCCUUAAUGUGAAGGAUUAGUUAGCUGUCAUUUAUUUGAAGCAUUGACUGAUCCAGGCAACUGAUUUGUUGAAGAAAAUCAUUGAUUUGCAGCCUACUCAGUAGAUGUAAGAAGCAUACACAUUUUUAAAAAGGCUAACCACUGUAACAUUUGUGUUGGGUUUGUUUAAUAGUUCUGAUCAAAGUGCUACCAGUGUAAAUUGGCAGUUAGCUUUUGACUUGAAAUAAUAUUUGACCAAAAUAUGCCUUUUGAUUUGAUAAUUUCCUUCUGAGUGCUAUGCCUCAGUGGUAAUAUGUGAUGCAACAAUUAUUCAGUAGACUCUAAUCCAUUUUUAUUUAAAUGUCGCUUGACAUGGGGGGGGGGAAUAACAAAAAUAAAACUUGUCUAUGCUAAAUAUUAUUCUGAUAUCUAUACGAGCAUGAUGGUUUAGAUAUAACAUGAGGGUGACUGUUCCCAUUUGCAUCACUGUUUAGUUGAGCCAUAGCCUACUCAGAAAAUGCAUAAAUUCAUUGUAUAAAUAGUUUAGCACGUUUACUGCUGUGGACAACACCCCAAAUUAGUAUAUCUGUAAAAACGUCUGAAGAGAUCUUUGUUUUUAUGUUGCCUUUAAUUCAGAAACAGCUAUGAAUGCAUAGUAAAUCAACUAUGCCCUCUGCUGGAUGAAGGAAAUGGCACUUUAUUUCUGAUACAUCCGUUUGAAUGGUCGUACAUUUGAUAAAUGUCAUUUUAACAUUCGUCUCCUGAUGCGCAAUAGGAAUAAUCUAGUAACAAAGAGGUCGAUGGAUGUAAAAAGCUAAAAGCAGAACUUUGAGCACUCCACCGUGAAUUGUAUGAUUUGUAUAUUAACUGUAUAUUCAAGACAUUAUUGGCUACACCCAUGUAGUGUGUAGAAACAAGUUUGUGUUAUCAAUCGUAUUCGAGAGAUUUUUAAGACAAAUUAGGCAGGACCACAAGCCCUGCUUUAAAUAUUCAAAUCUGUGCCUUUUCAUAAACAGUCAUUUAUGAGAAGGCGUUAAGAGAUUUGGUUUGGUUCAGAUAAUUCUGUACAGAAAUUCUACUUUUUAUAGAGUAAUAUAUGCAAAUACAUGUUCUCAGGUUUUUUUUAUUUUUAUGUAAUGUUAAAAGCCCUGAUGUCAUAGUUUGUUUCUAUAUUUUGCUAGUCACAUUAAAGGAUGUCUAUAACACGAUAAAAUGAACAUUUAAAAGCACUGCACGAUAGUCUAAAUAGCACAAUCAGACAUCAUGCACAGAUUUAUCAUGGAUACAACUUGAAUAUUGUAUGUACACUCCUAUACAGACUUAUUUCUGCAUUCAAGCUCAAAUUUGUGUUUUUCAUUAAGUUUGGUUCUUAGUUUGUAGAUCAGUAUGUGACAUUAGAUAUUUAUUGUUGUACAUAUUUUCUUUGAAAUAGUGACUACAUUGUUCCAGAUUCCUAGAAUGACCAUAAAACAACAAAUAAACAUUUGUACAGGACAAUAUGAUUGCUUUCUUGAAGGUAAAAACUGCAGUGCCCUUUCAAGCUCGUUAUUAAGUGGUAUCAUUGUAAGAAACUUUUCAAACAGCGGCAGCAAUCUUUUAGGUGCAGUUCAGACAUCAGAGACAAAUGUUUUACAAAGCAUUAGAUUAGCAAGGCUAUCAAAACUCAUUUUACAUUUAAAGUCAGAAGUUGACAUACUUAGGUUGAAGUCAUUAAAACUAAUUUCUUAACCACUCCACAGAUUUAAUAUUAGCAAACUAUAGUGUUGUUAAGUCAUUUAGGACAUCUACUUUGUGUAUGACAUUAGUAAUUUUUCCAACAAUUGGUUACAGACAGAUUGUUUCACUUUUAAUUUACAAUUUCACAAUUCUAGUGGGUCAGAAGUUUACAUAAACUUUGUUAACUAUGCCUUUAAGCAGCUUGGAAAAUUCUAGAAAAUGUCAAGCCUUUAGACAAUUAGCUUCUGAUAGGUGGUGUACUGAAUUGGAGGUGUACCUGUGGAUGUAUUUUAAGGCCUACCUUCAAACUCAGUGCUUCUUUGCAUGACACCAUGGGUAAAUCAAAAGAAAUCAGCCAAAACCUCAGAAAAAAAAAUUGUGGACAUCCACAAGUCUGGUUUAUCCUUGCGAGCAAUUUUCAAAUGCCUGAAGGUACCACGCUCAUCUGUACAAACAACAGUACACAAGUAUUAACAACACGGGACCACGCUGCUAUCAUACCAUACCACUCAGGGAGGAGACGCAUUCUGUCUCCUAGAGAUGAACGUAGUUUGGUGCGAAGUGCAAAUCAAUCCCAGAACAUCAGCAAAGGACCUUGUGAAGAUGCUGGAGGAAACAGGUAUACAAGUAUCUAUAUCCACAGUAAAACAUUUACUCAUUUGGCAGACGCGUUUAACCAAAGUGACUUACAAAAGAGGAACACAUAAGCGAAUCAUCUUAAAGAGACAGUGGUACGAAAAGUGCCAUAUUACAAAGUUUCACUAGCAUCAGAAUAGCAUUCAAAACAGAUUAAAGUGCAACAAGAAUUAUUUUUUUUAAACGAGUCCUAUAUCGACAUAACCUGAAAGGCUACUCAGCCAGGAAGAAGCCAAUGCUCAAACACUGCCAUAAAAAAGCCAGACUACAGUUUGCAAGUGCACAUGGGGACAAAGAUCUUACUUUAUGGAGAAAUGUCCUCUGGUUUGGUGAAACAAAAAUUAAACUUUUUGGCCAUAAUGACCAUCGUUAUGUCUGAAGGAAAAAGGGGGAGGCUUGCAAGCUGAAGAGCACCAUCCCAACCAUGAAGCAUGGUGGUGGCAGCAUCAUGUUGUGGGGGUGCUUUGCUGCAGGAGGGACUGGUGCACUUCACAAAAUGGAUGGUAUCAUGAGGAAGGAAAAUUAUGUGGAUAUAUUUAAGCAACAUCUCAAGACAUCAACCAGGAAGUUAAAACUUGGUCGCAGGGCCUGGGUAGCUCAGUGGUAAAAUAUGCUGGCUACCACCCCUGGAGUUCGCUAGCUCGAAAAUCCAGGGCAUGCUGAGUGACUCCAGCCAGGUCUCCUAAGCAACCAAAUUGGCCCAGUUGCUAGAGAGGGUAGAGUCAUAUGGAGUAAACUCCUCGUGGUCGCUAUAAUGUGGUUCUUUCUCGGUGGGGCGCAUUGUGAGUUGAGCGUGGUUGCCGCGGUGGAUGGCGUGAAGCCUCCACAUGUGCUGUCUCCGUGGCAAUGCGCUCAACAAGCCACGUGAUAAAAUGCGCGGGUUGACGGUCUCAGAUGCGGAGGCAACUGGGAUUCGUCCUCCACCACCUGGACUGAGGCAAAUCACUACACGACCACGAGGACUUAAAAGCACAUUGGGAAUUGGGCAUUCCAAAUUGGGAGAAAAAUAAACUCGGUCGCAAAUGGGUCUUCCAAAUAGACAAUGACCCCAAGCAUAGCUCCAAAGUUGGGGCAAAAUGGCUCAAGGACAACAAAGUCAAGGUAUUGGAGUGGCCUUCAAAGCCCUGAUCUCAACCCAAUAGAAAAUUUCUGGGCAGAACUGAAAAAGCAUGUGCGAGCAAGGAGGCCUACAAACCUGACACGGUUACACCAGUUCUGUCUGAAGGAAUGGGCUGAAAUACCAGCAACUUAUUGUGAGAAGCUUGUGGGAGGCUACCCAAAACGUUCGACCCAAGUUAAACAAUUUAAAGGCAAUGCUACUAAAUACUAACAAAUUGUAUAUAAACUAAUGACCAGCUGGGAAUGUGAAAUAAAAUAAAAGCUGAAAUAAAGCAUUCUCUCUACUAUUAUUCUGAUAUUUAACAUUCUUAAAAUGGUGAUCCUAAUUGACCUAAGACAGGGAAUGUUUUCUAUGAUUAAAUGUCAGGAACUGUGA